AUGGCCAGCCAAUGGGUUUCUACCAAUCUGGAAGAGGAAGUGACCUGCCCCAUCUGCCUGGACAUUCUGAAGGACCCUGUCACCAUUGAGUGCGGGCACAACUUCUGCCAUUUUUGCAUCACUCAGCUUCAGGAAGCUUCUAGGUAUCACAUCAAAUGUCCCCUCUGCAAAAGUUCUAUGAAAAGGGACACAUAUGCACCCAACUGGCUGUUGACAAAUCUGAUACAGAAAAUUCGAGCUAUGGAUCCCUCUGAGAGGCAGCUGAAAGAAAAGGAGCUGAGAUGUCCAAAGCAUGGGGAGAAGCUGCACUAUGUCUGUGAAGCAGAUGGGGAAUUCCUCUGUGUGGUGUGUCAUGACUCAAAGGACCACAAAUUACAUGAAUCCAGACUGAUAGAAGAAGCUGUCGAGCAUCACCAGGAGCAGAUCCAGUUGCAUGUGGGGAUCUUGGAGCAAAAGGAGCAGGAACUUGUACACAUGAAGGCUCAAGUUGACAAGAAGAUCAGCCACUUCAUGGCCCAGGUGAAUAUUGAGAAGCAACGGAUCCACACAGAAUUCAAGCACCUGCAGCAGGUACUGGACGAGAAUAAGAACUUCCUCCUGUCCAACAUCGAGCAUCAGGCUCAACAUGGUGUCAAGGAGUGUGAGCAGUAUAACGCUGACACCCAGGCGCAGCUCAGCUUGCUAAGGGAUCUCAUGGAUACUCUGAAGGCCAAGCAGCAGAUGCCACCCAGACAGCUGCUGCAGGACAUCAGAGGCACCUUGAAAAGGAGUGAAGAGUUUCAGGUUCAGUUUCACAGCAAAACCCCAAUUCCUCUGGGCCUGGAUCAACAACUCAAUGAAGCAAAGUCCAGACAUGACUCCGUGAUUGAGAGCCUGAGGAAGUGUGAAGAGCAGCUCCAGGCUGACAGGAAGAAACACCAAGGCAAAAUCCUCCAAGACAUGAAUGCAACCCACAGGCAGAGUGCCCCUGUGACCUUCGACGUGGCCUCAGCUCACCCUGGACUCAGCCUUUCCUGGGAUCUGAAAACGGUGACAGCAGCUGUGAUCUCUCAGAACCACUCGAUAUUUCCAGUAAAGCAGCAGUCCUUCUACCCAUCUCGUUGCAUUCUGGGAUCUCCAGGCUUCUCCACUGGCCGACACACCUGGGAGGUGGAGCUCAGUGGGCUCAAGGGGGACGGGGCUGGUGUCGUGGGUGUGGCUUGGGAAAAAGUGCCAAGGCAGGGCAGCUUGACCCUGGAGCCCGCGAGUGGCUUCUGGGUGCUGCAAAUCGUCAGCAACUUAGAGUGCCAGGCAAUCACUGGGAAAGAUUCACGGGAGAACCUCCCAGUCUGCUCCAGCAGAGUGGGUGUCUACGUGGAUUUUGAGGGCAAGGAGGUCACCUUCUAUGACGCGACCACCAAGAACCACAUCUACACUUUCCACACCUCCUUCCCGGGAAAGAUUUUUCCAUUUUUCAAGCUGCUGUUCUCUGGCACCCAGAUCACCCUGAGCCCCUAG
Molecule: messenger RNA, 1497 nt
Organism: Ochotona curzoniae (black-lipped pika)
Lineage: Eukaryota; Metazoa; Chordata; Mammalia; Lagomorpha; Ochotonidae
Product: E3 ubiquitin-protein ligase TRIM31-like
Exons: 7
Coding region: 1-1497 (498 amino acids)
Molecular function (GO): protein binding; zinc ion binding
Source: RefSeq, a predicted model, not a curated record